Molecule: messenger RNA, 5956 nt
Organism: Sciurus carolinensis (gray squirrel)
Lineage: Eukaryota; Metazoa; Chordata; Mammalia; Rodentia; Sciuridae
Gene: Slc6a6
Product: solute carrier family 6 member 6
Exons: 16
Coding region: 321-2198 (625 amino acids)
Biological process (GO): neurotransmitter transport; taurine transmembrane transport; sodium ion transmembrane transport
Cellular component (GO): plasma membrane
Molecular function (GO): taurine:sodium symporter activity
Source: RefSeq, a predicted model, not a curated record
CUGAGCGCUGCCUGUUCAGACAACAGACACGCGAGGUCAGGAAGAAGCCGCUUAUAAAUUACCGCUUCCUCCGCGCGGCCGCCAGCGCCGAGCUCCGCGCCCUGGCCCCGGCCGCUGCCCAGCCAUCGGGACCUCCAGCCCGGACGCCGAUCGGCGCCCAGAGCGAGAGCGGAGCGCAGAGCCCGCGGGCCACAGACCGAGCGGGCGGGCAGCUCCCGGCCAGUGCCACCGAGCGCCGCCGAGCGCAGCGCGCCGGCCACCGCAGGUCCAGAACCAGAACCACAGUCCCUUCUGAGGAGGCUCCAGCAUAAAGUGAUCCAAUGGCCACCAAGGAGAAGCUGCAGUGUCUGAAAGACUUCCACAAAGACAUCUUGAAGCCGUCUCCGGGGAAGAGCCCGGGUACCCGGCCCGAGGACGAGGCCGAGGGGAAACCCCCGCAGCGGGAGAAGUGGGCGAGCAAGAUCGACUUUGUGCUGUCCGUGGCCGGUGGCUUCGUGGGCUUGGGCAACGUCUGGCGCUUCCCGUACCUCUGCUACAAAAAUGGUGGAGGUGCGUUUCUCAUUCCGUAUUUCAUUUUCCUGUUUGGGAGUGGCCUGCCUGUGUUUUUCCUGGAGGUCAUCAUAGGCCAGUACACCUCUGAAGGAGGCAUCACCUGCUGGGAGAAGAUCUGCCCCCUGUUCUCUGGCAUCGGCUACGCGUCCAUUGUGAUCGUCUCCCUGCUCAACGUGUACUACAUCGUCAUCCUGGCCUGGGCCACCUACUACCUGUUCCACUCCUUCCAGAGGGAGCUGCCCUGGGCACACUGCAACCACAGCUGGAACACCCCCUACUGCCUGGAGGACACCAUGCGCAAGAACAAGAGUCUCUGGGUCACCAUCAGCGCCUACAACUACACGUCCCCAGUCAUCGAGUUCUGGGAGCGCAACGUGCUCAGCCUGUCCUCUGGAAUCGACGAGCCGGGCGCUCUGAAGUGGGACCUGGCUCUCUGCCUCCUGCUGGUGUGGCUGGUCUGUUUCUUUUGCAUCUGGAAGGGUGUCAGGUCCACGGGGAAGGUGGUCUACUUCACGGCGACUUUCCCAUUCGCCAUGCUCUUGGUGCUGCUGAUCCGUGGGCUGACGCUGCCCGGCGCAGGCGCGGGCAUCAAGUUCUACCUGUACCCCGACAUCACCCGCCUGGAGGACCCGCAGGUGUGGAUUGACGCUGGGACUCAAAUAUUCUUCUCCUAUGCCAUCUGCCUGGGGGCUAUGACGUCACUGGGGAGCUACAACAAGUACAAAUACAACUCGUACAGGGACUGUAUGCUGCUGGGAUGCCUGAACAGUGGUACCAGUUUUGUGUCUGGCUUCGCAAUUUUUUCCAUCCUGGGCUUCAUGGCACAAGAGCAAGGGGUGGACAUUGCUGAUGUGGCUGAGUCAGGUCCGGGCCUGGCCUUCAUCGCCUACCCCAAGGCCGUGACGAUGAUGCCGCUCCCCACCUUCUGGUCCAUUCUCUUCUUCAUUAUGCUUCUCUUGCUCGGACUGGAUAGUCAGUUUGUUGAAGUCGAAGGACAGAUCACGUCCUUGGUUGAUCUUUACCCGUCCUUCCUAAGGAAGGGUCAUCGCCGGGAAGUCUUCAUCGCCAUCGUGUGUGGCAUCAGCUACCUGCUGGGGCUGACGAUGGUGACGGAGGGUGGCAUGUAUGUGUUUCAACUCUUUGACUACUAUGCAGCUAGCGGUGUAUGCCUUUUGUGGGUUGCAUUCUUUGAAUGUUUUGUUAUUGCCUGGAUAUAUGGUGGUGAUAACUUUUAUGAUGGUAUUGAGGACAUGAUCGGCUAUCGGCCUGGGCCCUGGAUGAAGUACAGCUGGGCUGUCAUUACCCCCGUCCUCUGCGUUGGAUGUUUUAUCUUCUCUCUCGCCAAGUACGUCCCCCUGACCUACAAUAAAGUCUACGUGUACCCAGACUGGGCCAUCGGGCUGGGCUGGGGCCUGGCCCUGUCGUCCAUGAUGUGCAUCCCUCUGGUCAUCCUCAUCCGCCUCUGCCAGACGGAGGGGCCGUUCCGCGUGAGAGUCAAGUACCUCCUGACCCCGAGGGAACCCAACCACUGGGCUGUGGAGUGUGCCGGGGCCAAGCCCCACGACUCUCGGGUCACCGUCAACGGGACUCUCAUGAAACCCACUCAUAUCAUCGUGGAGACCAUGAUACAUACUCUGACCACUUGAAUCCAUCUUCUUGCCAGCAAUAGACACCAUUUUUCAAAAAAGCAAUUUUUUCGGUGCUUGGCCGAGCUGGCGGAAAUCUCUGCCCCCAAAGAAAAAGGCAAGACCAAAUGAGAUCCCGGGCACAGCGGAUCUCCAGCCUGAAGGUGGGGUUCUCCCUACACCUGGUCCAGGGGGAAGGAGGCUGUGGCGCAGAGGCCCCGAGACGGGCCGGACCCAGAGGCCUGGAAGGACACAGGACUCCCCAGAGGAUGCGACCUUGAUCUUAGCCAAGAAUGAACCUGCCAAAAGUCAAUGAACCAAUCACUCCCACGAAAGAGGCGGACUGGAGCUCAGAGAUGAAGCUCUUCAAGCACAAGGCCCAGGCAGAGAGCGGUAGAAACCACGGCUCCACAGGCCAAAAAAAUCCCAUCUUUUAUUUUGAGAUCGAGGGCGGAUCAUCAGUAGGACUGUCAGAGUCAAGGGUCCAAGAAGGAGCCAGUGAGAGAUUUGGAGAGGGCUGGUGGGAAGGGAGCUUUUUCCACGCUGUGAGUCCUUGAAAGAUGUGGAUGACUGACAGACCACGGUCCUUUCUGGAACAUUCCAGGCAAAGACCCGAAGCAGGCUCAAGAACACCCGGGAUCUGCUGGAUGGGUCUGUUGCGUCUGAAUGGGAUCCGAGCAGGAUCUGGGUGUCCCCCCCAAGGACGCCUGGAGGGACGAGGGGAGAGGCAGGGAGGCAGAUGGACCAAAGGCUGGGGCCCUGCGUGUUCGCAUGGACCUGGGGCGAGCGGGGGUUUCCCUCCCCAUCUCUCCACCCUCAGCUGGGAGGCUCCUGCCAAGCUCUCACGCACGAUGCCACCCAGGGCCACCCUGGGUCCCUACGCAAAAGUGCCCAGAGUGGCUUCUGAGGUCGGAUCUCGGAUUGAGGUGCACGGCACCCCAAAUCGUCCUCCGCGGCCGGCCCAAGGGCAGCCAUCGGUGGGGGCCGCAGAGAGAAGGCCAAGGACAGUUUUGCAGGUCAGGAUUGUCCAGGGGGCUGGCCCCCCACAGCCGGCGCCCUCCUCAGUGACCAGCAGAGCCCAGCGCCCCCUGAGCCAGGAGGGGAGGCCACACCAUGGACCUGCGGACCCGGCUGACCCCCGACGGCGCCCUGGACGCUCGGUCAAGUUCAGAGUCUCGGCUGAACCCCGCGCCCCGCCACGAUCAUGCCCCGAGGCGGGGACCCCAGUUUGGCUUCGACCUUCGGAGUUGUGGCUCUUGGGAAUCCUGGAAACCCCGGUUGGGGGCUCGGGGUGCCCUCGGUGUCUCCUCGGUGUCCCCGUCCUGAGGGGCCCAUUCUGCACGUCCUGACUUGGAGGAGCUGCUCCUUCUGUUCCCAAAGGUCUCCAGAGACACUCUGCCCAGCGACCCCGAUCCCAUUCCAAACCCUCCGUCCUUGUGACCUGCCCCAAUUUUUCUGUCUGUGUGGUGGCCGUUGUGUCUGAUUGGGAUUCGACUGGCUUGUUUUUUUUUUUUUUUUUUCCUCCUAAUUUUACUGAGUCGCCAUGUGACCCGGUUUUUCCUUUUUGUCUUCUGGAACUUUCUAGAAAACUAACCUCUGUCAUUAACUGAAGAUAGGUGCCCGGCGGGGAGCACAGGGCCUGGGCACGCUGUGGCCACCUGAGCAUUUGGGGUCUCUGGGGUCUCCGCGUCCCCUGCUGGGGCUUUUGGGCCCCACGGGAAAGUUUGCCCCACGGGGUGACCUUCUGCAGAAGAUCCCCAGUCCAAAUUCUAGACCAAAGACGCACACGGGCCGGGUCCCCAGGCCCCCCCUGGAAGACAGGCCACUUGCUACCAGCCUGUUCCUCCCGCGUCCCGGGCACCUGCCUGCCUUCCCUGUCUGUCCUGCUCCAAGCUUUGGCCUGUGUCCUCUGUGACCCUGGAUGUCUUUUCUGUCUCUCGGUGUGAGUGAGACUUGCAAUUCGAGCUCAUGACUGGUUCACCUGCCCCGGGGGCAGUAGGUGGGAGGGUCCCCGCUCUCUGCCUGGGACGGGGCCAGAGAGUCUGCUGUGCACGCGAAUCUGCUGUGCACGCGAAGCCCCGUUGCCCGGGUGGGGACAGGAAGUGAGCGAGACACUCCAAGAUUUUUUUUUUUUUUUUUUUUUAAGAUGCAGAAGUGGGUGGGGGGGUCCCAGGAGGAGACCCCGCAGGGAGAGGCCUCGUGGAUCCGAGGGUCAGGGGGGAGAGGCCUUCCAGGGUCCCCGGUAUAAAGGGGGAAAUGGAGGCCUCCGUCAUGAGGUUCGGCCAGCGUGACCGAGCUGAGUCCCAGUCUCGCCCCAAGGUUAGGGUUUGGGUUCACUUUGAUGACAGAGGGAGCAAAUUCCCUGGUGGUCAGGGACAGGGCGGGAAGCAACCCCACCACCCUCUGAUCCUCCUCCUGGAGGGCCAUCUGGACCCCAGCUGGGGCUCUGUGAGGGUCCCCCUGGCCUCAGGCAGCAGGCCAUCUGUCCCCGCACCCCCUGCACAGGCCCUUCCUCCCUCCCAGCAGCCCCACCUGGGAGCUGGCUUAUUUGCACAAGAUGAAAUCCAGGCCCAGAGAAGCCAGCUGCUCCAAAAGAAAGACCCCUUAGGGUUUCAGCGACAAACCCCCAGGCUCCAGGGCGAGGCGGGACUCCCCAGGGUGACCCCCACCCCAGCCCUGGGUGACGCACGGCUCCUGACAGCCUGCGCCCCCCCCCCCCCCGUCCUCGUCCCCUGAAGAUGGUGGGCAAGCACCCAGAGCCCCUCUGCCUAGCACUGGGGUCUUCUUGUCAUCAUGCAGGUGCCACAACAGCGCCCCGCCGGCCGGCCAGCACCUCCAGGAGGGCCCCUCCUGAUAAAGAGAGGGCGCUGGGCAGCUGACCUAAAGGCAGAGGCGCUCACUUCUCCCCAGGACUCAGCCAGGAAAGGACCCGAGGGACAGAGCCUCAGACCCAGGUGCACACGGGCCACAGCGCUCGGACACCAGGCAGGACAGAAACCCGGGCCCCGCCCAGAGCUGGAGCAGGGGCGGGGCCAGAAGCCAGGCGCCCGGCAUCGCCCCGCCCCCGCCCGGCAUCGCCCCGCCCCCUGCCCCGCCCCUGCCCCGCCCACGACCUUCAAAUACACCUGCUUUUCCUAUAGGAAGCUUUUCCCCUGCACGUCCCUGCUCUGACCAGCUCCCUGGGGGAUGGAGUGUCUCGUUGGGCGUGUGGCUUCCCAUCCAGACGGUGGCUCUUUUUUUUUUUUUUUUUUUUUUCUUUUUCCCCCCUGUGACCCCCAUUCGCCUCCCCAGCCCUUUGCCAACUGUGACUCUGUAUUUAGCACAAAAACAGAGCAGAAAACCUGGGGAUCGCCUCCUUCCAGAACAAUGUCUGGCUCAUCAGGACAUUUUUUUUUUUUUUAAACUUGGAAAUAUUUUUAAGCUCUUUUAAACUUUUGUAAAAAACAAAAUUUUAAAAAAAAUCCAAAAACGAAAAAAAAAAAAAAAAAAAAAAAAGACAGAAACAAAAACAACCAACCGAAAUCCACCAAGAGAGACUCUUUCGGAGGAACAUUUGUGUUUGGCCGGAAUCUUCGGUGUACCCUUCACCCCGCAGCCGACGAGCUUCUGUGUAUGAUGUUUUAUGAUAAAGAAUCCCUGGAUGUCCCAGGGUUUUUCUGUGUUUCUUUUGCUUUUUAGAUAAAUAUGUAUAUCGAUAUUUUAAAUUCAUCUUUGCUUUUUUUAGAGGAGUUUGUAAUCACCUUAUAACAGGACAAUAAACAUUUCCUUUUUAAAAGCCA